GUCAGUCGAAAAUUGCAUUUUUGCGAAGAAAUUGUAAUUUUUAAGGAGGCCACAAUGUCGACUUUGGAAUAUUCGAAAGCACUGGUUACUCGGACAAGAUCUUCAUGGAAAAACGUCCACAACUGCAAACUGUGCCCCUAUUUUACAACAUCAAUUUUGUGUAUGGUGAACCACGUGAGGCGACAUCGCUCAUCUCUGGAAAAAUUUACAUGCUCCGAAGCCAAAAUCGAAGCGUAUUAUUGUAAAGACUGCGAUUUUAAAUCGACACUAACGAUCGAGUUCAAACAACACAUUAGCAAAAAUCACGGUCUUAAGGAGGAUUUGUCGAGUGAGAACUUCACCAUUCGACACUACGUUUGCGAAAAGUGCGACUUUCGGACAAAUUUCUUGAUAAAGUGGCGUCAACACACUUCAGCAUGCAUAGAAACGAAAAAAAAAUUGACUUGUCUGAACGAGAAAAUCACUGACGAAAUACGUUGGUACCACUGUACGGAAUGCCCUUUCAAAACUAAAGCAAAAAAAAGUGUAAAAAACCACAUGAAUUCAUUUCACUUACAAGGAGACGAUGUUAAAUGGUACGAAUGCAAACAGUGUCCGUUCAGAACUAAGCAUAGAAAAUCUAUGCAGAGGCACCUAGCCGUGAAACAUCUAGACGAAGAAAAAAUUAAAUGGCACGAAUGUGAAAAGUGCCCGUUUAAAUGUAAAGACGCAUCGAAUUUUAAAAAACAUGUAGUGUCUCGACAUUUAUCGGCGGAAGACGUUAAGUGGUACGAGUGUACCAACUGUCUAUACAAAAGUAAAAGAAAAAAUAAUUUGAAAGAGCAUAUAACCCUUCGACAUUUAGAUAUCGACUAUAUGAAAUCGUUUCAGUGUGAAUUGUGUCCGUAUGAGGCUAAGUUGAAACGAUAUUUAACCGAGCACAUGAACAGUCACCACUCAGACGGAAAGAAGUUUAAGUGGUACAAAUGCGACCAGUGUUCUUAUAAAACUAGGUAUGAAACGGCGUUAGAAAUCCAUAUAAAAGUCGUCCAUUUAAAAAAACAAAGUGUGGAAUGGUUGGAAUGCAAGGAGUGUUCGUACAGAGCUAAACACAAUUUGUCUUUACAGAAGCACAUGGUUGUUAAUCAUUCGGGAAAAACGGAGUGGUAUGAAUGUGCGAAGUGUCCGUAUAAAAGUAAUAUAAAAAAUAAUUUAAAAGGGCACGUAAAGGCCCAUUUGGAUAUUAGGUCGUAUCAGUGUGAAUAUUGUCCAUACAGGGCGAAGCGCGGUGGUCAUUUAAAGCGUCAUAUAGAAAACCGGCAUUUGAAUGAAGUGGUAUAAGUGUAUUUAUAACUUUUUAUCUAAUUUUGUCGUUAUUUAUCGAAUAAUAAAAGAUCUGUCAUCGUCUGUCAAAUUCCUGUCAAAAGUUCUACCAACCCAGUCAGUGAAAAACCCUAGACAGCUGCUGUGAACGUGGACAACAUACAAAAAUACCGUCGUUCCCUAACUUUUAACGUUUAUUCCUGAAGGUGUCUCAAUUGGAGUAGAAACAGACACCAACUACAAACAGGAAAGCCCACCCAAAACGAAAAAUUGUAGCAGAAGUUGAAGAAAAAUUUUGAGGUUAUGUCUAUGACAGUUUCAAUUUUUUAACUGGGUUUCAACAAGUUUUGGGCACCCCAAACGUCAAUGGAAUAUUCAGCAGCACGGUCAAGAUCUUCCAGAAAAAUAAUUCAUAACUGUAAACUGUGUCCGUAUUUUACAACAUCACUUUUUCUUAUGAACAACCACGUGAAGCGCCACCGUUCAUCAUUGGAACGUUUCAAAUGUGAAAACGAGAUUGAGCCCUAUUAUUGUAAAGACUGCGAUUUUAAAUCGGAACUAUCGAUUGUGUUCAAACGACACAUCGAUGAAUAUCACGGUUUUAAAAGAGAAUCUGGGGGUGAGGAUUUCCACAUACCAGUCUACGUUUGCGAAAAAUGCGACUUUGAAACGUAUUUGUCAUUAAUGUGGCUUCGGCACACUUCAACCUGCACCGGAAAGCAACUAAAUCAUCAGACAGACGAACCAAGUUGGUAUUACUGUUCAGAAUGUCCCUAUAAAAGUAACGUCAAAAGGAAUUUGAAAAUUCACGUAACAGAGCUCCAUUUAGAUAAACGGUACGCAUGUGACAAGUGUCCCUAUAAAAGUACGCGUAAAGAAUGUCUAAAAAAGCACGUAAAUCGUAUCCAUUUAGACGAUGAAGACGCCGAAUGGUACAAAUGUGACCAAUGCCCGUUUAAAACCAGAGCACGAUGUAAUUUGAAAAACCACAUAAAUGGGUUACACUUGGACGACAAAGAGGUUAGGUGGUACGAAUGCAAACAGUGUCCGUUCAAAAGCAAGUACGAAAAAUCGGUGCGGGCACACAUAACCGCGAAACAUCUAGACGAAGAAAAAGUUAAGUGGUAUCAGUGUGAACAUUGUCCAUUUAAAAGUAAGUGGUUGUUGAAUUUAAAAAAGCACGUAAUUUCGCUGCAUUUGGACGAUAACGAAGUUAAGUGGUACGAGUGUACAGAGUGUUCUUUCAAAGCUAAAUUUCCUGAAAAUCUACGGAAACAUAUACAUUGUGCGCAUUCACAAACGACGAAACUGUUUGAAUGUGCGCAUUGUUCGUAUAAAAGUAAAACGAAAAAGAAUUUUAACAGGCAUGUGAAUGUUCACUUGGAGGUUAAAUCGUUCGAGUGUGAAUAUUGUCCAUAUAAGGGUAAACGCAGCGAGGAUUUAAAGUUUCAUAUGAAUUCCAAACAUUUGGAUGGAGAGGAUGUUAAGUGGUACAAGUGCGAACACUGUCCUUACAAAGCGAAAAAUAAAACAUCGUUUUAUCUACAUAGAAAAAAACAUGUAUAACAACAUUUUGUAUAAUAUGUUUUGUAUUUUGAGUAAAAUUUGAAAAAACA
This is a messenger RNA of Zophobas morio, 2918 nucleotides long. Its product is annotated as zinc finger protein 711-like. Gene Ontology annotation, cellular component: nucleus. The transcript is spliced from 3 exons. Bases 55 to 1320 code for a protein of 421 amino acids. The record is from RefSeq and is a predicted model, not a curated record. Lineage: Eukaryota; Metazoa; Arthropoda; Insecta; Coleoptera; Tenebrionidae. Gene Ontology annotation, biological process: positive regulation of transcription by RNA polymerase II.